UUCUACAAAUUAUAUUUACGUAAAUUUCAAUAAUACUUACAAUUUGUUUAUGUUAAUUUUUAAAGUAAAAUAUAAAGAAUUUGAGAUCGAAAUCCAAUGACGUCACCAUUGGAUCAUCCAUUUUCUAGCACACGGGCAAUCUUUCCAGUGGUGACGUCGAGCCUCACCUGGCAACAAGAUGCUUCAUCAUCAUCAUCCCAACAUUCCCACUCACUGUUUGUCAUCUUCCAUCCAAAACUGAGCUCUUCUGAAAAGCGAGCGAGGCACAAUCGACUGGAACUCCUUGCCUCUGAUCUCCCUGGGCGAGGGUUUUCUGGACAGAACAUACACGGGACAGGUCAGGUGACCCGGACCGGGGGGGGGGUAGACCGCAGCCGCCUGCAGGGGGGCGGGGCAUGUGUCCGGCCGAAGACGGCGUGGUGGUGAGGCCUUGACCACAGUUGCAUCAUGGGAAACGUGGAGAGUCUGAAUGGCGAGAGCGGCUCCACGGGGCACCUGUCCCGUAAACACACGUCCCGCUCCCUCCGCCUGUCCGGCAAGCAGCCCGUCACACGCCGCGCCCGCCAGUCCUCGUCCGCCAAACAGGAGCACCGCCACUCUGAGGCGUCCACGCGCUCCUCCAGCACUCCCAGCAUCCCUCAGUCGCUGGCCGAGAGCGGCGCCGAGCCCUUCGACGCCGCCGACGGCCUGGCGGACUUCGCCGUCAGCCCCCACUGGACGCAGCGCGUCGCCAUGACGAUGAGGCCCGAGUCCUUCCAGCAGGACGACGACGAGGCCGUGGCCACGCCCACGCCGGAGACGUCCGAGGCGGACACCCUGGGCCGGGACUACGGCGAGGACUCGGCGGGGGAGAAGGACUGUUUCAAGAAGAAGCGCUCCAAGUCGGCCGACAUGUGGCGGGAGGACAGCCUGGAGUUUUCUCUGUCGGACCUGAGCCAGGAACACAUGACCAGCACCGAGGAGAUGGUGGACGGUGGCGAGGAGGAGGAGGAGGAGGAGGAGGAGCAGUUCCCUCGGCCCCGACCCUCCGCAGGUGCGGCGGAGAGGGCCUCGUCCUUGGACCACCUGUGCAGCCAUCAGAGUCCAGGCCUCAGGGGCCAAAAGGGCCACCACACCAAGGGCCGCAGGGACGACGCCAGCGCCGAGGUGGUGCUGAUGUCCCCGGGUGAGGAGGACGUCGGUGCCGCCUACGGAGCUUUCACCCUCCCCUGCCGACGCUCACACUGCCUCUCCGAGGGCCGGCAGGGGGCCAGAGGCGCCUGCACACCCGCACCGUGUCCCGUCUUCCAGGGACGCCGCGCACAAACCACUCAGGACAUCUCGUCUGUGGUGGGCUCGGGCAGUGAGUACGGUGACAGUGGCAUCGAUGGCGUGGCGGCCGAGGCGGACGGAGACGGCGAGCUGUUGUCACGGCGAUGCAAGACCAUGUCAGCAUCCUUCUCCGUGUACUCUACCACAGAGAGCAUGCUCUUCAACGGCAGCGACAGUGGUAGCAGCAGCGCCGGCUGGGCGGAGGGACGCGGCGGCGGUGGUGGAGGUGGAGGUGGAGGUGGUGGUGGCGUCUACGAGAACUUCCGCAAGGAGCUGGACAAUCAAGUCUGGGCCCAUCGAGGCUGCUCGGAGGAGGCGGGCUCAGCAGCGAGCGACGAGCAGAGCAGCGGCACGCUCAGCAGCGCCUACCCGUCGGACUGUGCGACCGGCUGCGCCCAGGGCACGGUCAGGAAGGCGGGCGCGCUGGCCGUGAAGAACUUCUUGGUCCACAAGAAGAACAAGAAGGUGGAACCCGCCACCAGACGCAAGUGGAAACACUACUGGGUCUCUCUGAAAGGCUGCACUCUGUUCCUGUAUGAGUCCGACGGCCGCUCUGGGAUCGACAACAACAGCGUUCCCAAACACGCUCUGUGGGCCGAGAACAGCAUCGUGCAGGCGGUGCCGGAACACCCCAAGAAGGAUUUUGUCUUCUGCCUCAGCAACUCUGCAGGAGACGCCUUCCUCUUCCAGACGUCGGGCCAGACAGAACUGGAGAACUGGAUCACGGCCAUCCACUCGGCGUGCGCGGCCGCCCUGGCCCGCCAGCACCACCGGGAGGACACGGUGCGCCUGCUUCGCACCGAAGUCCGCAAGUUGGAGCAGAGGAUCGACAUGGACGAGAAGAUGAAGAAGAUGGGGGACAUGCAGCUCUCCACCGUCACCGACGCCAGGAAGAGGAAGACCAUCCUGGAGCAGAUCUUCCUGUGGGAGCAGAACCUGGAGAGGCUCCACAUGGACUUGUUCCGCUGCCGCUGUUACCUGGCCAGCCUGCAGGGCGGCGAGCCUCCCAACCCCAAACGCCUGCUGGGCUUCGCCUCGCGUCCCACCAAGCUGGUCAUGGGUCGGCUGGGAAUCUUCUCCGUGUCCUCCUUCCACGCGCUGGUGUCUGCCCGCACGGAGAGCAGCGUGAAGAGGCGGAGUCAGGCGGUCCAUCGCACCUUCAGCAAGCGUCGCAGCCGCUUCUCCUCCCUGUGGGGUCUGGACACCGCCGCACGCAGGAAGUCCAAGGGACACCCCUCCAUCAGCCAGGUGUUUGUUGACGGGGGAGAGACGCCCAAGCCGCCCGUAGAGCAGACCUUUGAAGACUCGGCCAGCGAGAAAUCUAAGGACAGGGAGAGCUCGGUGAAAAGUCUUCCCCAGCUGACCCCAGACAACGACAUCUGGGUCCCGGAGAACCUGGCGCCCUCCUGGGUGUGCCUGCCCAACGACCAGCCCGUCCUGGCCGUGGUGCAGCCCGGAGACACGGCGCUGGAGGUCCUGAGUGCCGUGUGCAAGGUGGGUCAUCAGCACCAGACAUCCACCGCUGCCUUUUUUUUCAGGGCCGAUACCAAAUGUUAGUAGUGAGGGAGGCCGAUACCGAUAUUUGGAGCUGAUAUUUAUUUUGCCAAAAUAAGCCGUUUUAAAUGGCUUGUCGGAUUAAAAAAAGGUUGUUACAUUUAAAGUGACAGUAAUGGCGAUCAUAGAGACUGAUUACUAUUAUCAAUUCAACACAGAUAAAAAAGGCUAACGCCGAUACAUGUCGAACUACUUAAUAUCGGCGGCGAUAAUCGGUCAGCACGUGCAAUUAUCGUAUUUUCCGGACCAUAGGGCGCACCGGAUUAUAAGGCGCACUGCCGAUGAGCGGGUCUAUUCAGGUCUAUUUUCAUACAAAAGGUAUGGAGUACAUUUAUUCUCAUCCGGAAACAACACCGGAAAUGCGUCCCGUGAAAAAAUGUCCGACCGGAACUCUCUAAUAACUAAAUUGGUAAAAUGAUGACAAAAGUCAUCAUUUUACUAAAAAAAAAAUCACUAUUUUACAAGAACAACAAAAAAAUUUGCAAAACUAUGACAAAAGUCAUCAUUUUACACAAAAAAAUUUCAUUAUUUUACAAGAACAACAAAAAAAUUGGCAAUAUUG
This is a messenger RNA of Entelurus aequoreus (snake pipefish), 3427 nucleotides long. RefSeq names its product rho guanine nucleotide exchange factor TIAM1-like. Bases 448 to 2868 code for a protein of 806 amino acids. Gene Ontology annotation, cellular component: cytosol; plasma membrane; synapse. The transcript has 14 exons. Lineage: Eukaryota; Metazoa; Chordata; Actinopteri; Syngnathiformes; Syngnathidae. Gene Ontology annotation, molecular function: guanyl-nucleotide exchange factor activity. The record is from RefSeq and is a predicted model, not a curated record. Gene Ontology annotation, biological process: positive regulation of axonogenesis; activation of GTPase activity; small GTPase-mediated signal transduction.